AUGGCACCAAAAGCAUUGAUCUUGAUCGCACAGGGAACAGAGGAGAUGGAGUUCACCAUCACUUACGAUGUCCUUGUUCGUGGUGGAAUCGAAGUUCAAUCUGCGUUUGUUGGCUCUUCAGCAAGUGCACAAAACAGUCAAGAUCCACAUGGAAGUGAAUAUGUGACAUGCUCCCGUGGAGUGAAAAUCGUUCCCGAUUUACGGUUACCCGACCUUGCCGGCGGCAAAGCGUUGGAAGAAUAUGAUGCAAUAAUCGUUCCAGGCGGUGUAAAGGGAGCAGAGACAAUCAGCCAGAAUGAUGAUGUUGCCAAACUUUUGAGCGCAUUUGCAGCAAAAGGUAAAGUUGUUGCCGCAAUUUGUGCUGGUUCUUUAGCUAUCAAAUCGGCUGGGAUUGGAAAGGAUAACGCAAUCACAAGUCAUCCAUCAGUCAAAGCAGAAUUGGAAAAAGAUUAUCACUACAAAGAUGAUCGUGUGGUUAUUGCAGAUAAGCUCAUCACUUCUCGUGGUCCAGGAACUGCUUUCGAAUUCGCACUAGCGAUCGUAGAAGCAUUGGCAGGAAAGGAAAAGCGAGUAGAGAUUACCGAUCCAAUCAUCUUGCACCCUGCGCAGAUUCAACACGAUCAAGAAUAG
Messenger RNA from Meira miltonrushii, 630 nucleotides. Its product is annotated as DJ-1. Lineage: Eukaryota; Fungi; Basidiomycota; Exobasidiomycetes; Exobasidiales; Brachybasidiaceae. The transcript is spliced from 2 exons. Gene Ontology annotation, biological process: guanine deglycation, glyoxal removal; protein deglycation, glyoxal removal. Bases 1 to 630 code for a protein of 209 amino acids. The record is from RefSeq and is a predicted model, not a curated record. Gene Ontology annotation, cellular component: cytosol; nucleus. Gene Ontology annotation, molecular function: protein deglycase activity.